AUGCCUCACAGAGACUCUGAUGGCGAAGACUUUGAAGCUGAGCUCAAUGCAGUCAGCGAUGCUGAAGAUUCAGACUCUGAAGGCUUGAGUGACGAUGAUCUGGGAACGUUGAGGGCAGUCCUAACUGUUCCUCAGCCUGAUGCACCAAUGCACGAAGUUCGCAAGGCUCUUGAAACUGCUCAACGAGCUUACAAUACACUACGAGUAGAGUUUCGAGCUCUUAAAAAGGACUACUUCACUCUUUCGGCCACUGUUCCCGCCCGCAGCCGCAACUGCACUCUCAAGAAGACGUCUGCACUCGAUAUGAAGAUCACUUCCCAAGGGAAGAUCUAUGCGUUAUUCUAUCACUUUUGGGUCAUCCCUGGAGUAUUUCCGACGACUCCCCAGCCUGAUGUUGACCCACGCAGUUCUUCGCAUUGGGCAUCUCCCAAGGCUAAGCUCGAUGGUUCUAUGGCCGAAUUGUACCAGUGUGUGCCCCAGGAUCUCCACAAGUCCAUGGAGAAGUACAUGGCCUUUGAUUCCUUGUUUCGUGCUGCAGUUAGCGCAGAGCAUUCAAACAUUGUACAUGCUAUCAAGAGUUGCGCAGGCAUUAUCUUUUCAGAUCUCAAGCUGGAUCCAUCGCUCUUUGCAUCUCAGACAGAUGUUAGAAAGUGGGACAACGAGGACCUCCUUGCAUUACUGAAACGAAACGGCAAUGGAGAAUACAUUCGGCUGGCACCUGUCCUAUUCACGAGACCUGAUGUAAUGUCUGCUGAUGAGUUCCUCAAGAGUCCGGUCCUUGUCAAAAUCAUUCAUGUCGAGAUAUUCGGGAAGAAGGUCCUGUCUGGGAAGAUCAAAGGUCAGAAGGCCAGGGGCCAGCGUUGCAAUGCGCAGUGUGUAACCAAAGGGUUGAUUGUGGGUGCCGCUGUUAUGGCGCGUUUUUUGUUGACGCACAAUCCUGAAUUCACAGCAACGGGUGCCGAGACCAAGAUCAAUUACCAAGCCGACUACGAUUUCUACCUAGAGCGCUUAUUCAAGCGCACACCAUGGGCCUGUAGCAUCAUGAACUUCUUCAAUAAGGAAGUCUUCAACAUCACCAGCCCGUCUCAUGCACCAGCCUCUGAUGACUCUUAUACCAUCCCUCAACCUCGCACAUGGGAGGAUGACCUUCUUGAUGAACUCGAUGCUCCUAUAAUCACUCAGGUUUUGACUCCGACGACUCGCACUCCUUCACCUGCCGCUAGCUCAGCAAUAGUCGAUGUCACGUCCAGCUACCACAUGUCCAUGUCCAUCAACCAAGGACAAUCUGUGUCCACAACGUCGCAGCUGCAACUUGGUGUUAGUCGGUUGUCACUGGGUAACCAUGAGCCGCCUGUAUCAGGGACUCACAGCGCAUCUUCUCGUCAAUUUCUACUCCCAGUUGCUCAGCCCCCCGUACCAGUGACUCACAGCGCAUCUUCUCCUCAAUCUCGACUCCCGGUUCCCGAGCCUUCUGUAUCAGUGUCAAUGACCCACAGCGCAUCUUCCUUUCAGGCUCAACUCCCAGUUCCCGAGCCACCUUUCGUGUCAGAGCCUGACAAGGCUACACGUGUCACUCGCCAUGGCGGCACCAGAGCAGUUGCUCCUACCAAGGCCAGAAAGGGGAAGGGGAAGCGCUGA
Suillus fuscotomentosus is the source of this 1638-nucleotide messenger RNA. RefSeq lists its product as uncharacterized. NCBI's taxonomy places the organism in Eukaryota, Fungi, Basidiomycota, Agaricomycetes, Boletales, Suillaceae. The record is from RefSeq and is a predicted model, not a curated record. The coding region runs from base 1 to 1638 and encodes 545 amino acids. The transcript is spliced from 5 exons.